Hibiscus syriacus is the source of this 1095-nucleotide messenger RNA. Its product is annotated as WEB family protein At3g51220-like. NCBI's taxonomy places the organism in Eukaryota, Viridiplantae, Streptophyta, Magnoliopsida, Malvales, Malvaceae. The transcript has a single exon. Bases 186 to 887 code for a protein of 233 amino acids. The record is from RefSeq and is a predicted model, not a curated record.
GUUAAGCAGUCCACUUCCCCUGCCUCCGAGGCUUAACUUUCAAACAACAAUCUCUCUCUCUCUCCAAUCAUUUGCAGUAAAAGCAAAGAAAUCUCAGACUCAUUAUCAAAUACAUCCUCUCCUUCUCCAUAAUCUACAGGCGAAAACACAUACAAUUCUUCUCAUUUGAUCUCUACCUUUUUUCCAUGGAAACCCAAGUCCCAGUUCCGGCGGCUACGAAGCCACCAAAAGACUACCGUUCCAACGUCGACACUUCCCGCCCUUUUCGCACCGUCAAAGAAGCCGUCGCCGUCUUCGGCGAGCGGUUUCUCGUCGGAGAGAUAUACACUCCGAAGCCUUACACUUACAGUCGCCCUCCAAGCCAAGAGAUCGCCUGGUUUUCACCCGGUAGUACUCCAAUGAGCCGUAAACAAGAUGAUCAACGAGAGGUUCUCGACACCUUAAAGAAGCUGGAGACCGAGCUCGAGGAAACAAAGGUGGAGCUGAAGCUGCUCAAGGAAAGAGAAUCCGAAACGGAGGUUGCGUUGGCUUUAUUGAACGCUGAACUCCACAAGAACAUGUCGAAGUUGGCCAUAGCCGAGGCUGCUGCGGCUAAGAAGGCGGCGGAGACGACGCCGACGCCGAUGCGGAGGACGGCGAGUUUGGAGAUGGGGAAGGGAGAAGAUAUAGCGAGGGAGGAAGAGAGAAGAAAGGAGUUGAUGAAGCGAAUUGAGAACAACCCGACGCUGUCUCAGAUACUGAGUAUAGGUGAAAAAGAAGGGUAUUUUGCGGGGAAAAGAGAGAGGAAGUUGAUGAAGAAGAAGCCCAUUGUUCCUCUGGUUGGUGAUUGGAUUUUCAAGAAGAAAGGGUCGCCUACAACUCUUCACAAUCCUCUUUAUGCCUCAUGAUGCUGAAUUUUUAAUGAUUAUAAUUAUUAUUUUCUUUAAAUCUCGAUUGAUCUCAAAGUGUUUUAUUUUGCUCUUCUGUUUCUAUAUCAUGUUUUAUCAUCGUUUAUAUGGAGCGAAAGCAUGGCUUUGUUUUGUUUUAGCAGUGCAUGUGUAAUAUAUUCCGAGGGUGUCUUGCAUUUGUGAAAUGUAUACUUAAAUAAAUUCAUCA